AUGAAUAAGCAUCCGAGUCUUGUCAUAACAGAUGGUGAUAAUGCCAUGAAGAGUGCAAUUGAAGAAGUUUUUCCAAAUGCUACCCAUAGAUUGUGUGCUUGGCAUCUGUAUAAAAAUGCAGUAUCUCAUAUCAAGGACCCAAAAUUUCGUGAGGAAUUUAAGAAAUGCUUGUAUGCCAAAUUUGAAUGUGAUGAAUUUGAAGAGUAUUGGCAUGACAUGGUUAAAAGGUUUAAUCUUGUGGGAAAUGAUUGGGUAGAGAAACAAUAUAGAAGGAAAGAACAGUGGGCUACUGCUUAUUUGAGUAGCAAGUUCUGCGCUGGAUUUAGAACUACAUCCAGAUGUGAAGGCAUAAAUUCUUUCAUUAAAAGCUUUGUUGACUCAAGGGAUAGUAUACUUGCAUUGGUGCGAAACCUAGAACGUGCUUUAAGGGACUACAGAAAUAAUGAAAUUGUUGCUGAAUUCAAAACAAUAAAUGGAGAACAUGUGCCCACAACAGGUUUACAUUCUCUUGAGCGUCAUGCUGCGUCAAUGUAUACUAGGGAGAUAUUUUGGGAAAUAUUAGAAGAGAUUAAAAAUGUGGCAGCUUUGGAUAUUGUGUGGUCUGGUAGUCGUUCAACAACUACAGAGUACAAGAUCAUCAAGUAUGGAAGAUCUGAUCAUGAGUACAUUGUUUUAUAUGAUCAAGAUACUCAAAAAAUGGAACAGAUCAAGGAAUUGCUAGAAACUCUUAUAUUGAAAAGAUGGACUAAAGACGUUAAAAAAAUUGACGAUGAUCAAGGUAACAUAAACGGAAAAGAGGAUGAAGAAAGGAGCAUUCUGAUGCGGAUGGGUGCAUUAAGAGGAGUCUUCUCCAACUCCCUGGCCAAGAUAGUGCACACACCAGUGGCCCAAUUUCCAUUUCGGGAUGUGGUUUGUAGCAUUCAGAUAUUUGUGAUGUAUGACGUAGAAGUGGUUUUCGUAAUUGGUGGUUGUUUGGUUUUCUCCCAAAAUUUGGAUUUCGAUUCUGACAAGUGA
Messenger RNA from Arachis stenosperma, 1014 nucleotides. Its product is annotated as protein FAR1-RELATED SEQUENCE 5-like. The transcript has 3 exons. Bases 1 to 1014 code for a protein of 337 amino acids. NCBI's taxonomy places the organism in Eukaryota, Viridiplantae, Streptophyta, Magnoliopsida, Fabales, Fabaceae. The record is from RefSeq and is a predicted model, not a curated record. Gene Ontology annotation, biological process: regulation of DNA-templated transcription.